GGGGUCACAGCAUACCACGCAGGGCCACAUAGGAAGCACAGGGUCCUUCAGGAGGCAGAGCGGGAGGGGGAACUGUGGGCUGGAGCCUUUUUUGUGGUUUCUGUGGGAAGGAGUGGACAAAGCAGGGGAAGCAGAGUCAGGAUUGGUGGGUUUGAAUAAUUUCAGUGGGCUCUCAGCUUGGGGGCUGUUUCUAGUUGUCUAGUAGUUUGGCCAUGGGGUGAUAUGCAGGUGGGUAGUGGCUGGGAGUGUGAGAGCCACAUCGAGGAGGUGAUAGGUGUGUGGGCUCUGGAUUGGUUGGUUUGCAUUUGAAGAGGGCCCUCUUGGGUGAGUUGUUUUCCAUCUAUUGGAAUUAGUAACCUUGGGAGGAUGGCACCAAGCUAUCCACCCCCAUGAUCCAAAAGCUUCCUACUGGGCCCCACUUUCAAUACCUGAGAUCACAUUUCAACAUGAGAUUUGGAGGGGACAAACAUCCAAACUGUAUCAAUAAUCUUGUCAAAAUGAAAAUAUAUUCCAGUCACUGGAUUUUCUAGUAUUGUAUGAAGAUGAGGCUGGUUGUAUGAUUAGGAGGUUUGAAACUCUAUAAACUCCUUAAAUAGAAAGUUAAGAUUUUAUUUAUCAUCUCUUUUUUUUUUUUUUUUUUAAGACAGUCUCACUCUGUCACCCAGGCUGGAGUGCAGUGCCACAAUUUUGGCUCACUGCAAUCUCUGCCUCCUGGGUUCAAGUGAUUCUCCUGCUGCCUCCUCCUGAGUAGCUGGGAUUACAGGCCUGUGCCACCACGCCUGACUAAAUUUUUUUUUGUAUUUUUAGUCAAGAUGGGGUUUCACCAUGUUAGCCAGGCUGGUUUCGAACUCCUGACCUCAAGUGAUCCACCCACCUUGGCCUUCCAAAGUGCUGGGAUUAUAGGCUUGAGCCACUGAGCCCAGCGUAUCAUCUCCUUUUUGAGGAGGGGGGUGAGAGAGGCGUGAAAGGGAUGCCUAGGAUGUUGGAGAAGGCUUUCCUGAAGUGUCUGGUGAUCCUUGACUCUUAUUUAAGUCUGAGGCACUAAAAGCUGGUGCACUCUGGGUGCUUGGGGAGAUUUUGACAGGUGUUACUGCCUGGCUGGCAGUUUCAACAGGGGAAAGCCUCCCUCCCCAGUGUUCAUAUUUGUAGAUCUUUUCUCUUCAAACAUUCCCCAGGAAGGAAUGCUCCAGUGUUUUUGGAUGGGAGUAAAAGCCAGGCUGCCUGUGUUCUAGGAGCCAAGUGGAACAAGAGGUCAGGGAGCUGUCUCACCAGUCAUUGUAGACUUUGAUUUAAUAUUCCUGUUUCCAGUACAUUUCCUCCCCCUACCUUUAGCUAUGCCUAGAGUCCCAAGUUCAAAUUCUUUAAUUUACCUUUCUUUUCCAGAGAGUAAAACGUCCUGGGUUGGGUGGAGGAAGACAGCCCAGGAAGGGAGAAGGCAUUCUUAAAAGGAGUUUUAAAAGCCACCCCUCCUGUUUUAUCUCCCCUCAAUUCCCGUUUCUCACUUACCUGGUGCCUCCUACUCCUGAGCCUUUUGUAGGGAGGGAGAAGGUUCUGUGGCUCAGGUGGGCUUACUUGCUUGGGAUGGUAAAUGGGGACAUUCACCUGCUGCCCCCAGUUAGCAGCCUAGGUGUACCAAAAUGCCAGAGGUUUGUCUAGGUCCAGUUGUGUGCCUCACAGAAAGCCAAUCACUGAGACAAUGAGUGUUGCCAGGGAAGAAAGCUUUGAUUGGGUGCUAUAGUUCAGGAGAUGGAGAUAAGCCUCAAAUCCAUCCUCCUGACCUACUAAAAUUAGGGGUUUAUAUAGCAGGAAGAAAGGUAACUAUAUGUGAGAAAACAGGAAUUAGGGAGAGAUAAGAAGAGGAGUUGGUCAACAGGAAACAGGUGGUCUUAAGCAGUCAUGAUGGGUGAGGAGUCUGACUUCUCAUGGUCCAGAUGAGAUGAUCUAAUUGUGAGCCAUGCCUUUAGUGAAGAGGAACAUUGAGCCCCGGCACUUGUGCCGGGGAGCUCUGCCUGAAGGGAUUACCAGCGAACUUGAAUGUGUAACCAAUAGUACUCUUGCCGCUAUCAUACGCCAGCUGAGCAGUCUGAGCAAACAUGCUGAAGACAUAUUUGGUGAGUUGUUUAAUGAGGCUAACAACUUCUACAUCAGAGCAAAUUCUCUUCAAGACAGAAUUGAUCGCCUUGCUGUCAAAGUCACCCAGCUGGAUUCAACAGUGGAAGAGGUCUCACUACAGGAUAUCAACAUGAAAAAAGCUUUCAAAAGUUCCACAGUCCAAGACCAGCAGGUGGUUUCAAAGAACAGCAUUCCCAAUCCUGUUGCUGAUAUUUACAACCAGAGUGAUAAGCCACCGCCUCUGAACAUCCUGACACCAUACAGAGAUGACAAGAAGGAUGGGCUGAAGUUCUAUACUGAUCCUUCCUAUUUCUUUGACCUCUGGAAAGAAAAAAUGCUACAGGACACAGAAGACAAAAGGAAAGAGAAAAGGCGUCAAAAGGAGCAAAAGCGUAUAGAUGGCACCACCCGUGAGGUGAAAAAGGUUAGAAAAGCCAGAAACAGGCGCCAGGAGUGGAAUAUGAUGGCAUAUGACAAAGAGCUUAGACCCGACAACAGGUUGUCUCAGAGUGUGUACCACGGAGCGUCUUCCGAGGGAUCCCUGUCCCCAGAUACUAGGUCACAUGCGUCGGAUGUUACAGAUUACUCUUACCCGGCUACUCCCAACCAUUCUCUGCACCCCCAGCCUGUGACCCCUUCCUAUGCAGCUGGUGACGUGCCACCACACGGGCCUGCAAGCCAGGCUGCGGAGCAUGAGUACCGGCCGCCAUCUGCCUCGGCGAGGCACAUGGCCCUCAACAGACCUCAGCAGCCGCCGCCCCCGCCUCCCCCUCAGGCCCCAGAGGGGUCCCAGGCCUCUGCACCGAUGGCUCCAGCAGACUACGGGAUGCUCCCAGCACAGAUAAUUGAGUAUUACAACCCAUCCGGACCACCUCCUCCGCCACCUCCUCCUGUGAUUCCCUCAGCACAAACUGCCUUCGUCAGCCCUCUCCAGAUGCCCAUGCAGCCCCCAUUCCCUGCAUCAGCCGGCUCCACGCACGCAGCUCCUCCUCACCCACCCUCCACCGGGCUCCUGGUCACAGCCCCGCCACCCCCGGGCCCACCACCUCCCCCACCAGGCCCUCCUGGUCCUGGGUCUUCUCUUUCGUCCUCCCCAAUGCAUGGCCCCCCAGUAGCUGAGGCGAAGCGGCAAGAGCCUGCACAGCCACCAAUCAGUGAUGCUCGAAGCGACCUCCUCGCUGCUAUUCGAAUGGGAAUUCAACUGAAAAAAGUGCAGGAGCAGCGGGAGCAGGAGGCCAAGCGGGAGCCGGUGGGGAAUGACGUGGCCACGAUCCUGUCCCGGCGCAUUGCCGUGGAGUACAGCGACUCUGACGACGACUCAGAGUUCGACGAGAACGACUGGUCCGACUGAGCAGAGGCUGGCGGAGAGGCCGCGCGUGGGAGCGUGUUGAAGAUUUUAAGUGGUCUCUACACCCAAAUAGUGGUAUUCUAAUCCCGUAGCAUAGCACCUUUUGUAUAAAUAAUGUGAUAUUGCUUCUGCACAUCCAAAAAUUCUGGGUCUUUUCAGUAUUUACUGUGUAAUACUUAAGUGCCACUCAACAUAGCAAAUCGUGCUGCACAUGAGGAAAUAGGCUGUCACUAUCACAUUGUCCUGAAAACAGCAUCUGCUUUCCUCUUGGCCGUGAGAGUAUUUAGUGCAGUUUGGGUUUACUCUUACUGAUCAAUAUAACUCUGCAGACUUGCUGUGUGUUUGUGAAGCUGCCUGGUGUUAGGUCUCUGCAAGACUAAUGACUAUGUCAGAGUGAUGUCUUCCAACCAGUAAGUGAUAUUGUUUCACCGCUUCGGUUUUUCCUCUUGUUUUUUUAAAGGAUGUGUUUCUGAAGAAGUUGGUUUUAGAGGGAAAGGUUCAACACAUAGGGAGAAUCCAGUGUUUCUGCUUUCAGUUUCUUGGCUUGGUAGCCUCUGAGUGAAUCUGAAUGCUCUGCUGAAUAAUUUCAUUGCCUCUGCACACGCCUGUCAAAUAUGAAAUUGGAAGGGCCCUUGUCAGGCUGGGUUCGCUGUGGGCAUUUGCUUAGUAAAUGCCUGUUGAUGGUUUUGCAAGAGAGUUCAGCAGCUCAACAGUAAUGAAAGUGAAGAACAGAGUCCUUUUUCCUUCCUGGGGCCAUUGGGGAUGACACUCAAGGUAUCUGCCAGCCUCUCCAGUGUGGGCAUCAGCCGGCCAGAGCAGAUGCGAGUAGUCCAUGACUCUAGGAGCUACACCGCUGAGCUGGGCAGAGCUGCGGCACAGGGCCUGGGCUGCAAAGGAGCCCCGCUCCUUUAAUUUCCUGACAGCUGUGUCCUGAGUGAGCCGCAGGAGUUCUUAGCUCCUCAGCGAGCAACAGAGAGCGCUUUAGAUGGCACCUUUCGCCACUUGGUCAGAAUUUUAAAAGCUUACGUUUAGGUGAAAGUAGAUAUUGACAGCUAUUCACCUUUCACGGUGCUGGGGCCAGAUUAGGGAUCACUCCCAUGAGGAGGGCCUUCACCCUGUCGUAGAAGCACACGGUUCUCCUCUCUCCUGUUGUUGGCACAUUAAAUGAUAAAAAGCACCUCAUGAGACUCCCUUGAUCAGCCCUGCAGCUGUAGCACAGCGCUGUGCCCUCACCUCCGCACUUCCUGUUGUUCCCACGUGGCAGUACCAGGGACCCAUGGGGAAACUCAAAAAUGAGAGCUUCUAUAUUUUGUAAUUCUAGAUGAAAGAUAACUGUGUUGAACAAACAGGUGCUCCAGACUUUGAUUAUAGAUAUGACUUCAAAACUAUGCUGAGACGCUUAACUUACUAAGGACUUUAACCUACUCAACAGUAUUUCAUAUCCAUUGUGGUUAGUUACUCAGUUAUGAUGAGAAGAAUCUGGAGCUAAAAGCAGAGAUGUUUGAGGUGACGGUAGGAAUGUGAGCAGGAUGGUGAUGGGGGUUUUUGUUAAUGCAUCUGAGCAAGUCAGCCAGCCCCGAAGUCCCCUCAGUGUGUGUGUCUCGAGUAGAUACCUGUUGGGCUUGCGGGCAGUGAUUGUACAGAGCCUGUCCAUUGGGUUCAGUCAUGUAGAUUUGAAGCCCUGAAAAGCCUCAUGUCUGCAUCCCCUUUCCAAGGCUGCUUCCCUGGCGUGUCUGUUCUCUCCUCUGUCCCAGGUGCUGGGAGCAUCCUCUUCAGCGUCUCUUCCUAGAGCUGGUCAUGACUAGCCUGUCACUAUAAAUUCCUUGAAUAUAAGUAACAGUUAUUAAUGAACUUCUAAAUUUCUAAUUUCUCUCUCUUUUUUUUUUUUUGUUGUUGUUGUUAAAAAGGGCCUACUACAUUGGCAUUAUUCUUAGGACUUCUGCAACUUUUAAAGUCUUUCUUGUCUUUCUUGUUGCUUUUGUAUUAGGAGUUCCCCAUGUGGGUCUAGAACUCCCAUUUGGUAAUGCUUCCUUGGUUUUUAUGGCCCUUCUGUUCUCAGGAUGGAGAGAACACAGAAGCUACUAUCCAUGUCAGGAUUUAUUCUAUUUAUAUCUUAUUACAAUAAAAUUAGUGGCACUUUAUUCAUAAAUAUUCAUGAGCCUGUUCAUUGUUAGUUGUCUUCCUGUAGUUGAAUCAAUAAGUUAUUUUCAACUCAAUUUUAUGACUUGUGAAAAAGCUUUUGCCCUGUUGUGUACCAUAACCUUUAAAAGAAUGGAAAAUGACUGAAAUCCAAUUUAGAUUAUUUUUAGAGUAUUUUUCCAGCAAAUUCAACUUAUUCUGAAAUUUAAAUCCAGAUCUUUUCUAAUAUGGUAUUACAAUGAAAAGAAUAAAGAGAAGAUUUGAAUUUUCAGUUUCAUUUUCAAAAACUAUUUACCAAAACAAAUGGAGAAGAAACAUUCAAAAGCACAUUUCAUUUCUACAAACUUUGUGUUUUAAAUUACAGUUAUAAAUUGUAAGGUAAUUUUAAAUUGUCCCUCGUAUUAUUUCUCCAUGUCUAUUUUAGUUUAAUGUCUCCUAAGCUUUUCUCUCAUAGCGUAGACCUAGGGAAGGGAUGGGAAGAUUGCCCAGUCCCCGAUGGCUGCGCACACAGGAGGCGGUGGAGCACAAGGCAAGUGAGUUUGCACUGUCAGCCCCAGACCGUAAGCUUGGCUACACUGAUGUUUUUCUUUACUAAGGAUACUAUUCAAAAAUUAACAUUUUCAUCUCAGUAAAUUUUUAGAACAUCAAAAUGUUUUCUGAGCUCCAAGUGGCUAGGUUAUAAAAGUUUUAUAAUAAUUUGCAAUUAAAAUACAUGAUACAUUUUAAUCCAUUAAAGACUAGUGGGAAUGUAUCAGCCAGAGUAGCAAGUAAUUUUUGUUUUAUAAAUCAUAGUAUCUGUCAUCUUGCAGUAUUACCAAUGCUGUUGUAAAUUGAAUUUAAAGUGGUAUUAAAAAAAACUGUUAAACAAUUUUUAUGUUUGUAUAUCUUACUAUAGAUUAUGUACAAGUAACAGCUAAAUAAAAUUACACUUUUAACCCUAA
Molecule: messenger RNA, 6540 nt
Organism: Pongo pygmaeus (Bornean orangutan)
Lineage: Eukaryota; Metazoa; Chordata; Mammalia; Primates; Hominidae
Gene: WASF3
Product: WASP family member 3
Exons: 9
Coding region: 1955-3463 (502 amino acids)
Biological process (GO): actin cytoskeleton organization; positive regulation of Arp2/3 complex-mediated actin nucleation
Cellular component (GO): SCAR complex; cytoskeleton
Molecular function (GO): protein kinase A regulatory subunit binding; Arp2/3 complex binding; actin binding
Source: RefSeq, a predicted model, not a curated record